CGCGGCUCCUCAGCGGCUAUAAAGGGCCGCGGCGGCUCGCCCCAGCUCGCCCGGACACGCCGCGGCGCCCGCCAGCUCCGCCCUCGCCGCCCUGCGGCUCCCGCUCAGGCUCCGCUCGAGCCUCUCGGGCCUCGGCUACGCGGGCCUGCGGAAGAAGAUGGCGGCUCCGGCGGCUCCGGGGGCUCCCGCAGCGCCGGCCAACUUAUCCGAGGCGGCGCUGGCUGCGGCCCUGGCAGAUGUGCCGGAGCUGGCCCGACUUCUGGACACGGACCCUUAUUUGAAGCCUUUCGCUGUGGACUUUCAGCGCAGGUAUAAGAAAUUCAGCCAGAUUUUGAACAACAUUGGCGAGAAUGAAGGUGGUAUUGAUAGAUUUUCCAGAGGCUACGAGUCAUUUGGUAUCCACAGAUGUGCUGAUGGUGGUUUAUACUGCAAAGAAUGGGCACCUGGAGCAGAAGGAGUUUUUCUUACUGGGGACUUUAAUGGUUGGAAUCCAUUUUCAUACCCAUACAAGAAACUGGAUUAUGGAAAAUGGGAGCUGUAUAUCCCACCAAAGCAAAAUAAGUCUGUAGUAGUGCCUCAUGGAUCCAAAGUAAAGGUAGUUAUUACCAGUAAAAGUGGAGAGAUCUUAUAUCGCAUUUCACCAUGGGCAAAGUAUGUGACUCGUGAAGGUGGUAACGUAAACUACGAUUGGAUACACUGGGAUCCAGAAUACCCAUAUAAGUUUAAGCAUUCCAGACCAAAGAAGCCAAGAAGUCUAAGGAUUUAUGAGUCUCAUGUGGGAAUUUCUUCCCACGAAGGAAAAAUAGCUUCUUAUAAACAUUUUACAUGCAAUGUACUACCAAGAAUCAAAAACCUUGGAUACAACUGCAUUCAGAUGAUGGCUAUCAUGGAGCAUGCUUAUUACGCCAGCUUUGGUUACCAAAUCACAAGCUUCUUUGCAGCUUCAAGCCGUUAUGGAACACCUGAAGAGUUAAAAGAACUUGUUGAUACUGCUCAUUCAAUGGGGAUAAUAGUCCUCUUAGAUGUGGUACAUAGCCAUGCUUCAAAGAAUUCAGAAGAUGGGCUAAAUAUGUUUGAUGGAACUGAUUCCUGUUACUUUCAUUCUGGACCGAGAGGGACUCACAGCCUUUGGGAUAGUAAAUUGUUUGCCUAUUCCAGCUGGGAAGUUUUGAGAUUUCUUCUGUCAAAUAUAAGAUGGUGGUUGGAAGAGUACGGCUUUGAUGGAUUCCGUUUUGAUGGUGUUACAUCCAUGCUCUAUCAUCACCAUGGAGUGGGCCAGGCUUUUUCAGGAGACUACAAUGAAUACUUUGGACUACAAGUCGACGAAGAUGCCUUGGUUUAUCUCAUGUUGGCCAAUCAUUUGGUUCACACACUGUAUCCAGAUUCUGUAACAAUAGCUGAGGAUGUAUCAGGAAUGCCAGCUCUGUGUUCUCCAAUUUCACAAGGAGGAGGUGGUUUUGACUAUCGAUUAGCUAUGGCAAUUCCAGAUAAAUGGAUCCAGCUGCUUAAAGAGUAUAAAGAUGAAGAUUGGAACAUGGGCAAUAUAGUGUACACCCUCACAAACAGAAGGCACCUUGAAAAGUGCAUUGCUUAUGCAGAAAGUCAUGACCAGGCACUGGUUGGUGACAAGUCACUGGCAUUUUGGCUGAUGGAUGCCGAAAUGUACACAAACAUGAGCGUUUUGGCUCCCUUUACUCCAGUUAUUGAUCGUGGAAUACAGCUUCAUAAAAUGAUUCGUCUCAUUACUCAUGGGCUUGGUGGAGAGGGCUAUCUCAAUUUCAUGGGCAAUGAAUUUGGGCAUCCUGAAUGGCUAGACUUCCCAAGAAAAGGAAAUAAUGAGAGUUACCAUUAUGCCAGAAGACAGUUUCAUUUAACUGAUGAUGACCUCCUUCGCUAUAAGUUCCUAAAUAACUUUGACAGGGAUAUGAAUAGAUUGGAGGAACGAUACGGCUGGCUUUCAGCUCCGCAGGCCUAUGUGAGUGAAAAGCAUGAAGAAAAUAAGGUCAUUGCUUUUGAGCGAGCAGGUCUACUUUUUAUCUUCAACUUCCAUCCAAACAAGAGUUACACUGAUUACAGAGUUGGAACAGCAUUGCUGGGGAAAUUCAAACUCCUACUAGAUUCUGAUGCAGCAGAGUAUGGAGGACACCAGAGACUGGACCACAACACUGAUUUCUUUUCAGAGCCUUAUGAGCACAAUGGGCGUCCCUACUCUCUUUUGGUGUACAUUCCAAGCCGAGUGUCCCUCAUCCUUCAGAAUGUGGACCUGCCCAACUGAAGAGACCCUAUUUCAGUUCUACCUGGAACAGAUUUGUGUUUGGUUUUCUGAUUCUCACAGUUACCUAUAUUAUAAUGUAUGCUUUUCAAAAGGCAAUUACUAGCCACAGCAUCAUUGUGUGCAAUUCAGUAUUAGUUCAUGCAAAUAUAUCGAACUUUUCUUUAAAAAGUUAAAGGAGUGUGUUCAAAAUUUUAGGAAUUCUAGGCUAUAUUUCAAGCUGUCCCAAUAACCAAGUUUAUUAUAUAAAAUACAGUGUGAAGUGUCUUAAAAUUAUUUUACCUCCCUGGUGAAGUACUGAUUCAUUUAAGGUCAAGCUUGACUCCUUUGUCAUAUAUUGUCCUUUCUGUUGGUGACAUAUAAAGUAU
Messenger RNA from Ochotona princeps (American pika), 2640 nucleotides. It is a transcript of the gene GBE1, whose product is annotated as 1,4-alpha-glucan branching enzyme 1. Gene Ontology annotation, cellular component: cytoplasm. The record is from RefSeq and is a predicted model, not a curated record. NCBI's taxonomy places the organism in Eukaryota, Metazoa, Chordata, Mammalia, Lagomorpha, Ochotonidae. Gene Ontology annotation, biological process: glycogen biosynthetic process. The coding region runs from base 158 to 2275 and encodes 705 amino acids. The transcript is spliced from 16 exons. Gene Ontology annotation, molecular function: hydrolase activity, hydrolyzing O-glycosyl compounds; cation binding; 1,4-alpha-glucan branching enzyme activity.